AUGUCCAACCGAGUGGUCCGCUGGGAAGCCAGCCACUCUGGGAACUGGUACGCAGCCUCAGGACCACAGCUGAAUGCACAGCUAGAAGGUUGGCUUUCACAAGUAAAGUCUACAAAAAGACCUGCUAGAGCCAUUAUUGCACCCCAUAAGGAUGAGUUUACCAUUAUUCCUGUACUGGUUGGAGCUCUGAGUGAGUCAAAAGAACAGGAAUUCAGAAAACUCUUCAGUAAAUAUCUAGCAGAUCCUAGUAAUUUCUUUGUGGUUUCUUCUGAUUUUUGCCAUUGGGGUCAAAGAUUCCAUUACAGUUACUAUGAUGAAUCCCAGGGGGAGACUUACAGAUCCAUUGAACAUCUAGAUAAAAUGGGUAUGAGUAUUAUAGAACAAUUAGACCCUGUAUCUUUUAGCAAUUACUUGAGGAAACACCAUAAUACUAUAUGUGGAAGACAUCCCUUUAGGGUGUUAAAUGCUAUCACAGAGCUCCAGAAGAAUGGAAGAAUAUGA
This is a messenger RNA of Gorilla gorilla gorilla (western lowland gorilla), 501 nucleotides long. Its product is annotated as protein MEMO1-like. The coding region runs from base 1 to 501 and encodes 166 amino acids. The record is from RefSeq and is a predicted model, not a curated record. Lineage: Eukaryota; Metazoa; Chordata; Mammalia; Primates; Hominidae. The transcript is spliced from 2 exons.